CGCCGCCGCCUCCCGCCAGCUCCAUGAGCCGCCAGCUCGAGCCCCGCAGCCCCGCCGUGCUCCUGCACCCGCCGGCAGCCGGCGCGGGAGGCCCUCGCUGCCGGUGCGCGCCUGCCAAGCGGCUCCUGCUGCACGAUAGCGCCGAGGACGCGCCGCCCGCUGCCAAGUGCGCUCGCCUCGCCGUCGACUGCUCCAGCGCGGCGGCACCCCACGAUUGCUUCAGCGCGCCGGGAUCGCCCUGCGGGCCGGUCUCUCCGGCCCCCGGAGGAGGCGGCUCGGUUGCGGGUACCCCCGGAGGGAACGGCAGCGCGCAGGGCCCCAGCCUGGUCGCCGGUUACCUUUUGUUGCCCCUGCCCGACAGGGAUCACGUCUCCAGGGCGCUCGACAUCAACACCGGACGGGAGCUGCGCUGCAAGGUCUUCCCUCUCAAACACUACCAGGACAAGAUCCGCCCUUACAUCCAGCUGCCGUCGCACAGGAACAUCACCGGGAUCGUGGAAGUGAUUCUCGGGGAGACAAAAGCCUACGUCUUCUUCGACAAGGACUUUGGUGACAUGCAUUCCUAUGUGAGGAGCUGCAAGCGGCUUCCGGAGCAGGAGGCGGCCAGGCUCUUCAAGCAGAUCGUCUCGGCGGUUGCCCACUGCCACCAGUCCGCCAUUGUGCUGGGGGACCUCAAACUCAGGAAGUUCGUGUUUUCUAGUGAAGAAAGGACGCAGCUCCGGCUCGAAAGCUUGGAGGACACGCACAUCAUCAAAGGGGAGGACGAUGCCUUGUCGGACAAGCACGGCUGCCCAGCCUACGUCAGCCCAGAGAUCCUUAACACGAUGGGGACUUAUUCUGGCAAGUCAGCUGACGUCUGGAGCUUAGGAGUAAUGCUGUACACCCUCCUGGUUGGACGUUACCCCUUUCAUGACUCGGACCCUACUGCCCUCUUUUCUAAAAUCCGGCGCGGACAGUUCUGCAUUCCUGACCAUGUCUCUCCCAAAGCACGUUGCCUUAUCCGAAGCCUGCUGAGGAGGGAGCCCUCUGAGAGACUCGCGGCUCCGGAAAUCUUGCUCCAUCCUUGGUUUGACGCUGUUUUGGAAUCUGGUUACGCCGACCAGGACACGAGAGCCUCCGAUCAGGUUGUUCCGGAGAAAUCCAGCGAGGACGACGACAUCAGCUCCUUCUUUUGCUAGCUUUUGGUUUUCGCCUCGGGGGACGAGAAGCCUCUCACACUCGCCUGCAGUCUUCAGUUUCCACCCUCUCUCUCUCUGUUUUCUGUGGUCCUUCCCAAAAAAUCGAGCUGCGGUCAGGACAGUAGCUAUGAUCUCAAACACCCUUGCAAGUAGGAGAUUGCCAUCCUUCGCCUGCUUCGCGAAUUCCCAUUUGAAUCCCCGUGGGACUUACCCUGGAGCAAAUGGACCUUUGCAAAACGCACUUAGGCCUGGGACUUCUAGGCUGUGGCUUUUAAAGUUUGCUCUGAACUUCGGUGGGGAAUUUUACAUACAGGGCUGUCUGGAAUAAGCAGUUUGAGGUUUGCGGUCUUUGUUGGCUGGUUUUUGUUUGUUUGUUUGUUUGUUUAAGAAAAAGCAAAACACCUUGUAGCUUCUUGGUUCUGUGUUCAGAUCCACACAGCCUUGUUCUGCAGGCAAGGUUAUAUUGUUGUAGCAACUACAGAAGGGCCAACUGGGUUGCUCUGUCUCUCAUACAUCAAAGUGACAGGGCUCUGGGCUGGCUUAGAUUGCAGAAUCUCCUCACUGGUGAUGUAAGAGAGAAAGCAGGCACAGUUCUUUAAGUGCUAGGCGGGGGGCUUGUGAUAGUCACGGUGCAAAAAAAAAAUCAA
This is a messenger RNA of Lacerta agilis (Sand lizard), 1825 nucleotides long. It is a transcript of the gene TRIB1, whose product is annotated as tribbles pseudokinase 1. Gene Ontology annotation, molecular function: protein kinase activity; mitogen-activated protein kinase kinase binding; ATP binding. Gene Ontology annotation, cellular component: nucleus. The record is from RefSeq and is a predicted model, not a curated record. Gene Ontology annotation, biological process: protein phosphorylation; regulation of MAP kinase activity; positive regulation of proteasomal ubiquitin-dependent protein catabolic process. The transcript has 3 exons. NCBI's taxonomy places the organism in Eukaryota, Metazoa, Chordata, Lepidosauria, Squamata, Lacertidae. Bases 24 to 1178 code for a protein of 384 amino acids.